Messenger RNA from Vitis riparia (riverbank grape), 1875 nucleotides. Its product is annotated as sugar transporter ESL1-like. The transcript has 18 exons. Gene Ontology annotation, cellular component: membrane. Bases 148 to 1701 code for a protein of 517 amino acids. Gene Ontology annotation, biological process: transmembrane transport; carbohydrate transport. Lineage: Eukaryota; Viridiplantae; Streptophyta; Magnoliopsida; Vitales; Vitaceae. The record is from RefSeq and is a predicted model, not a curated record. Gene Ontology annotation, molecular function: sugar transmembrane transporter activity.
UCAAUAAUGAAGCUACUGUUCCCAAAGCGUCUAGCUUCCAUUCUCACCAAACCGCUCCUCGAUUUAUCCAUUGCAAAGCUACUCCCUUCUCUCAAUUCUACUGCUUUCUUCUUAAUUUCUUCUACAAUUUUCCAAGAAUAGUAGGAUAUGGAGAGGAGGAACUAUGAUGAAGUCCUUGUAACAAGCUCUCUUCUUGUUGAUCAAGAAAAUGCUACGAACAACUACCAUUGUAUUGGCCCAGAUGGUGUUGACGGUGGUUCCUCCACAGUCACAGCUGUUGUUAUUAUCAGCACAGCGGUGGCGGUCUGCGGCUCCUUCAAUUCUGGGUGUGCUGCCACUUCCUGGAGAAGAUGGUCAAAAUGGUGUAAAAAUAUCUUACAAUUAUUAGAAGACCAAGCGGUUAAAGACAAAGCGAAAAAAAUCCUAUCUUUUUCGGCUGGAUAUUCAUCACCUGCUGAGUCUGGAAUCAUGGAAGAUCUAGGCCUCUCUGUGGCUGAGUAUUCAGUUUUUGGUUCAUUAUGGACAGUGGGAGGAAUAAUGGGUGCAUUGAUAAGUGGGAGGACAGCAGAUCUUAUUGGUCGGAGAGGUACAAUGUGGUUUGCAGAUAUCUUCUGCAUCAUGGGGUGGCUAUUCGUAGCAUUCGCCAAGGAUUUUUGGUGGCUCGACUUUGGAAGAUUAGCAACAGGAUUUGGGGUUGGGCUUAUUUCUUAUGUUGCAGCAGUUUAUAUUUCAGAAAUAGCACCCAAGAAUAUUCGGGGAGGAUUUACAUCAGCUAGUUCGUGGAUGAUGUGUUGUGGCUUUUCUCUGAUUUAUUUCAUUGGAACUGUUGUUUCCUGGCGCACCUCGGCUAUAAUUGGAGCUGUUCCAUGUGCAUUGCAGGCCAUAUGUUUAUUCUUUGUUCCAGAGUCCCCAAGAUGGCUGGCAAAGGUUGGUCGAGAGAAAGAGCUAGAAGCUGCUUUGUUGAGGCUAAGGGGAGAGAGAGCUGAUAUCGCUCUAGAAGCAGCAGACAUCAUGGAGUAUACAAAAACCUUUCAGCAGUUCCCAAAAGCUACAAUUCUAGACUUGUUCCAGAGGAGAUAUGCUCAUUCACUCAUUGUUGGAGUUGGCUUGAUGGUGCUGACACAAUUUUCAGGGAUCACUGCAAUCUCAAGCUUUAUGAGUUCCAUCUUGGAGUCAGCUGAUUUUUCAACUACUUUUGGGAGUAGAGCAAUCGCCAUUCUCCAGAUUCCUGUUACUGCUGUGAGUGUAGUCUUAAUAGACAAAUCAGGAAGACGGCCACUUCUAAUGGUUUCUGCAGCUGGAAUGGGGUUGAGUAGUUUGCUUAUAGGAUUUUCAUUCUUAUUGCAGGAUAUGAACCAGUUGAAGGAGGUCACCCCAAUAGUGGUGCUCAUAGGCCUAUUGAUUUAUUUAGCAACUUAUUCAUUGGGCAUGGCAGGAAUACCAUGGCUGAUCAUGGCAGAGAUAUAUCCCAUUAACAUAAAGGGUGCGGCAGGCAGCGUAGUGACUUUGUCCAACUGGUUCUUUUCUUGGGUUGUGACAUACACUUUUAACUACAUGUUUGAUUGGAGCUCCGCGGGAACAUUCUUCUUUUACUCUAUAAUAUGGGGUUCCACUGUUCUAUUCACUGCAAAGCUGGUACCAGAGACCAAGGGACGAAAGCUUGAAGAAAUACAAGCAUCAAUGACUCAUUUUCUCCGCUAAAAUAAACUUUUCAUGCUCUGUGGGAGUAAGUGGAACUUUUGUUGAUUGUGUCCUGACUUGAAGAAAUAGAGUAAAAGUUUACCUAUGCAAUUGAGUUACACCUUGUGAUUAAUAUUUUUGUUACAAAACUACUAAUAGGGAGGGUAAAUUGAUAGUCCACAAAAUUAUGUCCAA